GUCAGGGAUGUCAUAAUGGACGGUCCAGAUCGCAACAGCGACGCGUACUACACGUAUUUGGACGCUGUGGAUCGGCUGAACGGUGCAGUGCGGUUCAUUGAGGAGGAGCUGCGCAACGGGCGGUACCUGAUCAUGAGGGCCAUGGAGAAUGUCAAGGCGGACUUCCACGGGCUGCUCGCGGAUAGCAGCCUCUUUCCGGACCUGGACGAGCUUCGGGAGGCGAUGCUGUCGGAGGAGUCGCCGGACCAGAUCACGCCCCCUGAGAUGAUUGCCGAGGCUGCGCUGCCGAAGCUGCACGCCAUGGCUCGGCGGCUUGUGGAGAACAGUUGCGCGACCGACUGCACUCGUGCUUACAAGGAGAAAAGAGAGGCAGCGUUGAGGAGGAACUUCCAGCGGCUGGGCGUGCAGUCGAUGACCAAGGCGGAGAUUCACAGCACCCCGUGGCCGCAGCUGGAGGAGCGGAUGAGACGGUGGAGUGAACACAUGCACAUUGGGAUGAUUCUGGUGGCGGGGGAGAGGGAGGCGUGUGACGAGGUGUUUGACGGGCUGGGCCCCUACGGCGAGCAGUGCUUUGUGGACCUCUCGCGCUCCUCCAUGCUGCUGCUCGCCGGCUUUGGCGAGGCCGUGAGCGAGAUCAAGAAGACCCCUGAACGGCUGUUCUCGUUCCUGGACAUGUACGAGACGACUCUCGACCUCAAGUGCACGGUGGACGAGCUAUUUAAAGGACCUGAGGGCGAGAUGAUGCGGAGGGAGUACCAGCACCUUCUCAAGACCCUUGGGCAAGCAGCGAGGGCGACGUUUGAGAAGUUUGAAGAGGCUGUGAAGGCACCGCCGACGCCAGAGGAGGGCGGGCCGGGAGGAGGAGGGGGGUAUCCCGCUCUUGCCAGCCCCACUGCCAGCGAGAGUGGGAGAGGAGGGUUUGGACGGAGUGAGCUGCGCGGAGGGGGGCUUCUGGGACGGCUGAAGAAGAUGAUGCACAAGGGCGAUGACUCAGCAAGUGAGGUGGCGUCGAUGACGUCCACGUCAGCUGCUGCCGCCCACUCCACAGGGGACAUCCACCCAAUCACGAGCUACGUGGUCAACUACCUUCUUCUGCUCUGCAACAGCGAGCUGCCCUACUUCCAAAUACUCGAGUGUGUGUUUGAGGAUAUGGUCAGCAACGCCAGCGACUCAGCAGCCAGUAUCGUGACGCCACGUGUGCAGGGCCGGCUGGCAUUCGCCGCCGCCCGCAUCGUGGACGCACUAAAGACGAACCUCGGGCAGCGGGCGGUGAUGCUACGAGACGAAACGCUGGCCGAGCUCUUUAUGAUGAACAACCUCGCAUACGUGCUCACUAAGAUUGAUGCGUCUGAUGCCGGGCGGCUGCUUGGUACGGCAUGGAUCGGCACAUAUGGAGCGAUGGUGGACAAUCACAGGGACAAAUUUAUCAUGCACACACUCGCCAAGUUCGACGUGGUGUUCUCCUCGGAUGACCGCCUCGACUCCGCCUCCCUCGUCAAGCGUCUCAAGACGUUCAACAUCAUCCUGGAGCAAAUGAGGCAGCGCCACAUGGCAUGGACCAUCACCAAUCGCGAGCUGCGCGCGCACGCCAAGACCCUCAAGGCCAAGACCCUCAAGGCCAAGACCCUCAAGGCCAAGACCCUCAAGGCCAAGACCCUCAAGGCCAAGACCCUCAAGGCCAAGACCCUCAAGGCCAAGACCCUCAAGGCCAAGACCCUCAAGGCCAAGACCCUCAAGGCCAAGACCCUCAAGGCCAAGACCCUCAAGGCCUGCUGGACAAACACCGCGAGUUCAUCAUCCGACACGGGAAGUGGGCUGGUUCCAUCCAACUUUUGCUUUCUUCCGCUCUCGCCCAACACUCUUCCUCUCCCUCUCCAACUCACUCCUUACCUUCACCUUCUCAUUCCCUCCCUCUGCAGCAACAUUCUGCGCAACCAGCGGUCACUGGACGUGCGGGUGCUGGCGUGUGAAGAGGUGGAGACGAUGCUUGCAGAUUCCUUCAGCAGCGGUCCCGUGGGGAAGCACAAGUGA
Molecule: messenger RNA, 2031 nt
Organism: Closterium sp. NIES-65
Lineage: Eukaryota; Viridiplantae; Streptophyta; Zygnematophyceae; Desmidiales; Closteriaceae
Source: the annotation of a GenBank genome assembly